Tetrahymena thermophila SB210 is the source of this 645-nucleotide messenger RNA. RefSeq lists its product as hypothetical. The record is from RefSeq and is a predicted model, not a curated record. NCBI's taxonomy places the organism in Eukaryota, Ciliophora, Oligohymenophorea, Hymenostomatida, Tetrahymenidae. The transcript is spliced from 5 exons.
AUGAUAAUAAUAGAUAGUAAAAAAAACUAACUUGUAGAUUUAUUUUUGUUAAAAUAGAAUUUUACUUUGAAGAGAAAAUAAAUUUAUAAUUAAUAAAUUUUUAUUAUUUAUAAUAAACUAUAACAAGCUCUAUAUAGCUAGAUUUAUUAUUAAAUUUAAUAAAAACUAAUAAAUCAGAAAGAACAAAUUUAUUAAAUUUUGUAAAAAUUUGGCAGCUUGAUUGAUAUUUAAAAUAAUUUAUUUGCAGUAAAUUAAUUGAAUUUAAAUUAACAAAAUAACUAAAUUGAAAAAAUUAAUUUGAUUAAGAUUAUUAUAUUUAUUUAAAGAAAUUAAGAUCUGAAAGAUUUUGAUGCUGGAGAUAUUGGAGUUAUUGCUUCUAAUUUUAAAAAUAUCUAGAAUCUAUGCUUAGACUUAUCAAAUAAUUAGAUAACUAAUGACGGAUUCAGCUAUCUACUCUCAGAUAUUUAAAAGUGCAAACAUUUAUGCAACCUCUAAAUUAACUUAAGCAACAAUUAAAUAGACUUGAAUAGCUUAAUUGAAGAGUAAAUCUGCUAAUUAAAAAUCAAAUCCUAUGAAAUUUAAUUAAAUGGAAAUAAACAUCAGGGGAAAGUCAAAUAAUCUUUUAGCUUUAAUCAAAAGAGUUGA